GUAAUUACCCGAAGCCUGAAAAAGCGGCAACUGUGUAAUACACACUCUAACCACCUUUCUCCUCUCCUUUCUCAUUUCUUCGCCGCCGUGAACAACCGCUUCUUCGCCGUGAACCACCGCUUCUCAUUUCUUCCUUAUCAUCAAUAAACAUAUACAUAUACGGUGUUUCUCAGGUUUUCGAGAUCCAUUCGCAUUAGAAACUACGUAAAAACGAUCAAUUUUAUUUAUUUUUCUGGAAACAAGAAAAAAGCAAAGGCGGUAGUAGGAGUACGAUUCAGGGAUGAACAGGAGAUUUUUAUGAAGGAAAACACUUUAUAUGCAGUGUGAACAGACUGCACGAACGUAAAAAAAAAAAUUUAAAAAUACAGAGUGCGAGAAAAGGUGAUUAUUGUGACGCGUUUUGUUUUCGGAAUCUGAAUGAUCUUCGAGGAGGAUACUGAUCUAUUUUUGAUUGAGAUAAGUUUUAGAAAAUUCCAAAAAUUUGAAUUUCUGUGUGUUUUACCAAAGGUGACGGUGAAGUUUUAACGAUUUUAAGCACUUUCGGGUUCAAAUCUGAGUUUAAUUUAGAUUCUCUGUUUCUCAUCCAUAGAGAUAUCGUGAUUUUUGAGUUGUUCUGUUGGCGGUGCUUUGACGUGCUCUGUUUUGCGAUUUCGGAUAUUUGAGAAAGUUUAUUUUGAGUCUAAACAAUGGAACAGAAGAAUAUGUUGUUGUCAGCUUUGGGUGUGGGAAUAGGUGUUGGUGUUGGAAUUGGAUUGGCUUCAGGGCAGACGGUUAGUAGAUGGGCUAGUGGAUCCGCUGCGAAUGUUAUUACGCCGUUGAUUAUGGAGCAAGAGAUGCUUAAUCUCAUAGCCAAUGGCAAGGAUAGUAAAGUCACCUUUGAUGAGUUUCCAUACUACCUAAGCGAGCAAACAAGGGUGUUGCUGACAAGUGCUUCUUUUGUUCAUUUGACAAAUGCCGACUUUGCUAAGCAUACUCGCAACCUCUCCCCUGCUAGUCGAACAAUUUUGUUGUCAGGGCCUGCUGAACUUUAUCAACAAAUGCUCGCCAAGGCAUUGGCUCAUUACUUUAAUGCCAAGUUGUUGCUACUGGAUGUAACUGAUUUUUCACUGAAGAUGCAAAGCAAAUAUGGAGGAACAUGCAAAGAAUAUUCUUUUAAAAGAUCUAUAUCGGAGACAACGGUGGGGAGAAUGUCCGGAAUGUUUGGAUCAUUUUCCAUGCUUCAGUCUAAGGAGGAAAACAAAGGAUCAUUGCGUAGGCAAAGCAGUGGAGUAGAUAUUGGAUCAAAAGAUGGAUCUUUUAUAGCUACAAAUUUGCGGAGGAACGCAUCUGCCUCAGCCAAUUUGAAUGACAUAAGUUCAUAUGGCUCAUCAGGGAAUCUAGCUCCACUUAUGCGCAACAGUAGCUGGGCUUUUGAUGAGAGGCUUCUUAUACAGACCUUGUACAAGAUUAUUGUCAAAGUAUCAAAAACCAGUCCCAUGGUUCUGUAUCUCAGGGAUGUCGAGAAGAUCCUUUGUAGGUCGGAAAAGAUAUACGUGUUGUUCCAGAAAAUGCUGAAGAAAUUAUCUGGGGCUGUUCUGAUCCUGGGUUCAAGAAUUGUGGACCCUGGAAAUGAUUAUAGGGAAAUAGAUGAAAGGCUUUCUUCAGUAUUUCCCUAUAACCUUGAAAUCAAACCCCCAGAAGAGGAAACUCAUCUUGUUAGUUGGAAGUCUCAACUAGAAGAGGAUAUGAAGAUGAUCCAGUUUCAGGACAACAGAAAUCACAUAAUGGAAGUACUUUCUGCUAAUGAUAUUGAAUGUGAAGAUCUAGGUUCAAUUUGUAUGUCGGACACCAUGGUCCUAAGUAACUAUAUAGAAGAAAUUGUGGUAUCCGCAAUCUCGUACCAUCUGAUGAAUACAAAGGACCCUGAAUACAGAAAUGGGAAGCUUGUUAUCUCAUCUUCAAGCUUGUCCCAUGGAUUGGACGUAUUUCAGGAAGGAAAAUCUGCUCAGAAGGAUACCAUAAAGCUCGAAGCACAGGCUGAAACAUCGAAGGAUGCUCUAGGCCGAGAAAUUAGUACUACAAAACCUGAAGCCAAAACUGAAGGUGUCCUCCCAGAAAACAAAGGUGAAGCUGAAGCUCCGGCUCCACCGGUGAUGGAUGGAAACAUUACAACCCCAGCCCCCAAAACUCCUGAAGUUCCUCCUGACAAUGAAUUCGAGAAGCGUAUAAGGCCUGAAGUCAUACCAGCAAAUGAAAUUGGUGUGACAUUUGCUGAUAUUGGUGCCUUGGAUGAACUCAAAGAAUCUCUUCAGGAGUUGGUGAUGUUGCCCCUAAGGAGACCGGACCUUUUCAAAGGUGGCCUUUUGAAGCCAUGCAGAGGAAUACUGCUAUUUGGGCCUCCUGGCACAGGAAAGACUAUGUUGGCGAAGGCCAUUGCAAGAGAAGCUGGAGCAAGUUUCAUAAAUGUGUCUAUGUCCACAAUUACUUCAAAAUGGUUUGGAGAAGAUGAGAAAAAUGUCCGUGCCUUGUUCACUCUAGCAGCUAAGGUCUCUCCCACUAUUAUCUUUGUGGAUGAGGUUGAUAGCAUGCUUGGCCAGAGAUCAAGAGCCGGGGAGCAUGAAGCGAUGCGGAAAAUAAAGAAUGAGUUCAUGACUCAUUGGGAUGGGUUACUAACAAAAGCAGGUGAAAAAAUUCUUGUUCUUGCUGCUACCAAUAGGCCAUUUGACCUUGAUGAAGCAAUCAUUAGGCGUUUUGAGAGAAGAAUUAUGGUUGGUUUACCAUCAGUAGAGAACAGGGAAAUGAUCAUGAAAACUCUAUUGGCCAAGGAGAGAGUUGAUGACGGAAUGGACUUCAAGGAGCUGGGGACAAUGACUGAAGGUUACUCUGGAAGUGAUCUCAAGAAUCUAUGCACUACUGCUGCAUACCGGCCAGUUAGAGAGUUGAUACAGCAAGAAAGACUCAAAGACUUGGAUAAGAAGUGCAGAGCUGAGGAAGCUAAGAAAGCUGGAGUUGCUCCAUCUACAGAUGCAGAUAAAGAGGAUAAGGUGAUCACUAUCCGGCCUUUGAAUAUGGCAGACUUCAAAGAAGCCAAAAAGCAGGUUGCAGCUAGCUUUGCAGCUGGAGGAGCAAUAAUGAGUGAGCUAAAACAAUGGAAUGAGUCAUAUGGGGAAGGAGGAUCAAGGAAAAAGGAGCAGUUAUCUUAUUUUCUGUAGGAUAGUUAAAUUUCAUCUUCCUGCACCCUUCUCGACCUACCAUACAGUUUACGUCUUCACAAAUACAAGAUGUUAACCAAAGAAAGUAGUUGUUAAGGGGUGAUAAGUAGUACUUCUCAUGUUCAUUAGAGUACCUAAUGAACUGGCUGGUAGUAACCGAGUCUUGCUGACCUGUUUGCUUCUGGAUUUAAUUGUAGUUUUAUGUUGUAGGUUGGAAAUUGUUGUUGUUCUGUUGUUGUUUCUGUGAUAUUUAGAUUGUACACGUCGAAUGUACUAUAUUGGUUGUUUCCUGUUUAAGACCAAAGGGUAGGGAGGAGGAAGAGACUUGAGUCGUUUUAUCUUUACCCCUUCUUUGCAAGUGCUAAAGAGGAAGCCAACCGCUUGUACUUCUUUCUCUCAACAAAUUGACAGUGGUGUGUGUUGAAAGAAUUUUUUAGAUAAAAA
Solanum tuberosum (potato) is the source of this 3635-nucleotide messenger RNA. RefSeq names its product fidgetin-like protein 1. Lineage: Eukaryota; Viridiplantae; Streptophyta; Magnoliopsida; Solanales; Solanaceae. Gene Ontology annotation, cellular component: mitochondrial outer membrane. The record is from RefSeq and is a predicted model, not a curated record. Gene Ontology annotation, molecular function: ATP hydrolysis activity; ATP binding. Bases 687 to 3191 code for a protein of 834 amino acids. The transcript has 16 exons.